AUGACGGCAAUGGAAAACUACGCAUUUGCGGAGGACUAUAAAAACGCACGCGGCAUCCCGCGGGUGGAGUACAUCAGCGAUAUGGCCACUUUUGUCAGGAACAACGGUGGGGCGGAUGCGCUCAUCAGCAAACUUAUUUUGGACUCCUCCAAGUACGAACACACGGAGAAGCGACUUGUGAGCAGCAUGGCGAAUUUAGACCACAAGAUUCCAACUAUAAAGAAGACCCUACACGCAUUGAAUUUCCUCAAGAAGCGGUUGCAGGAGGAUCAAACCCCUGUGCGCUCCUAUUACUGUCUUACGGAUGCCGUCUUUGGAGAGGCGGAGGUGGUGCCGCAAGAGACGGUGCAUCUAUGGAUGGGUGCGAAGGUGAUGGUCGAGUAUACCUUUGAUGAAGCUUUACAGUUAUUAGAGAAAAACCUUGCAAACGCAGAGACGAAUUUAAAAGCAACGAAGGAGGAUCUUGCGUGGGUGCAGGAGCAGAUGACAAAUCUGCAAAUUAACAUAUCGCGGGUGUACAAUUAUGAUCUAAAGAACAAGCGGACAAAUGGUGGUGCCGCGGAGCCUUCCGCGUAA
Messenger RNA from Trypanosoma cruzi, 576 nucleotides. Its product is annotated as prefoldin, putative. Gene Ontology annotation, biological process: microtubule-based process; tubulin complex assembly; protein folding. NCBI's taxonomy places the organism in Eukaryota, Euglenozoa, Kinetoplastea, Trypanosomatida, Trypanosomatidae. The record is from RefSeq and is a predicted model, not a curated record. Gene Ontology annotation, molecular function: tubulin binding. Bases 1 to 576 code for a protein of 191 amino acids. The transcript has a single exon. Gene Ontology annotation, cellular component: cytoplasm; prefoldin complex.